Astyanax mexicanus (Mexican tetra) is the source of this 4294-nucleotide messenger RNA. RefSeq names its product trafficking protein particle complex subunit 11 (gene trappc11). The record is from RefSeq and is a predicted model, not a curated record. NCBI's taxonomy places the organism in Eukaryota, Metazoa, Chordata, Actinopteri, Characiformes, Acestrorhamphidae. The transcript has 30 exons. The coding region runs from base 189 to 3587 and encodes 1132 amino acids.
GCACAUCGCGACACAACACCGGUGGCUGUGGCGGAGGGUCAUGGGGUGUGGGCCCGGCUGCUCUGGGAGAUAAACACGGAUAUUAAUCAGGGUUUAAUGUAAAUGAAGUGGAUGUAGACGGAUUUAACAGACUGCAGCAGUAAAAGUUUUUUUUUAGUUCCCCUCUUGAACGGCCAGUUCUUGGUAAGAUGAGUCCGACGCAGUGGGAUCUCCCCCCAGAGCUGUGCUGCAGGCCAAUGGCCUUCGUGGCUCUGACCGGUCUGGAUGUGGUGUAUAACGCAGUGCACAGAGCCAUAUGGGACGCUUUCUGUGCAAACAGGAGGGCAGACAGGGUGCCCAUUUCCUUUAAAGUCCUGCCAGGUGACCACGAGUACCCGAAGUGUAGAACUAAGAGGACCUCCUACGAGUGGUACAUUCCUAAAGGCAUCCUGAAGACAGGCUGGAUGAAUAAACACCUGAACCUGGUGCCUUCUCUGGUGGUGCUGUUCUAUGAGCUUGACUGGGACGAUGCUCAGUGGAAGGAGAAGCAGUCGGAGUGUGCCACUAAAGUGGAAAUUGUCAGAACAAGUCUGCAGGGGAGGAACACUAAGGUUGCAGUUGUUCUAAUCCAGAAGAAGACUCCUCUUCCUCCAGGAGAGGAUGUGGUGGCAUCAGAGAGGGCUGCGGCUCUGUGUAAUGCCUGCGAUCUCUCUGGAAAAUCCCUGUUUGUCCUCCCCCAUACGGACCACCUAGUAGGAUACAUCAUCAGGUUGGAGAAUGCGUUUUAUGAGCAUGCUCAAACAUAUUACUAUAAUGAGAUAAGGAGAGUGAAAUCGCACAAAGAGUUCCUGAAUAAAACGACUCAUCAGCUGCUGUUUGUGAGGCACCAGUUUAAAACCGGUUUCUUCAGUGAGCUGAAGCAGGACACGCAGAAUGCCCUCAAACACUACAGAACCGCCUACAGUCUUGUUCAUGAGCUCAGAGCCCAUGAGACCAACAUGCUGGAGAUCAAGACUUUGGCUGGCUUCAUCAACUACAAGAUCUGUAGGCUCUGCUUCCAGCACAACACCCCUCUGGAUGCCAUCGCUCAGUUCAGGAAGCACAUCGAUCUGUGCAAGAAGAAGAUUGGGAGUGCUGAGCUGGCCUUUGAGCACACCGCCUGGAUGUCAAAACAAUUCCAGUCAUUUGGUGAUCUGUUCGAUGAGGCCAUCAAACUGGGCCUCACGGCGAUCCAGACGCAGAACCCUGGCUUUUAUUACCAGCAGGCUGCCUGUUAUGCCCAGGAGCGCAAACAGCAAGCCAACCAGCUCUGCAGCCAUGAGCCUAAUGUGAGUUACCCCACUCCUGACCCUGUGGAAACGGCUUCAGGAGCUCUGGACUUCUAUGGACAGAGAGCAUGGAGACAAGGCCACCAGAGUAUUGACCCACCUGACCCUGAAAAGGAGAAGCAGGGCAUACUCGCUCUUCAGCUGAAGGAGAAAGAUGUGCCUCAUUCGGAGCUGAUCAUUGCUUUACUCAGCAAUGCUGUUGCACAGUUUAAGAAAUACAAGUGUCCUCGUAUGAAGAGCCAUUUGAUGGUUCAGAUGGGAGAGGAGUACUACCACGCCAAAGACUACACCAAAGCUUUAAAAUUGUUGGACUAUGUUAUGUGUGACUAUCGGACUGAGCGCUGGUGGAGUCUCCUCACCUCUAUCUUGUGUACGGCUCUAAAGUGCUCGUAUUUGAUGGGCCAAGUCAAAGACUACAUUACCUACUCUAUGGAGCUGGUGGGCAGAGCCUCUACUCUACGUGAAGAUCAGAAAUCCAGGAUUGAGAAGAAUCUGAUCAGAGUGCUCAUGAAUGAGGUUCCGGAGGCGGAGCUGGACUGUGACCCAGGCUCAGUAAAGGCAGCUCAAGUGCUGUGGACGGAUCGCGCCUCUCUGGCUGGCAGUAACGAGUUCACCGUUGAGGUUCAGGACUAUGUGCCAUUCAUCCAGUGUAAGGCCAAGUUCCUGUCUCCCAGUUUCCACGUGGAUGAGCCAGUGCAACUGCAUGUUUAUCUCAGGGCCGACUGCCCCCACCCCGUCCGCUUCGCCAAGCUGUGUGUCAGCCUCAGCAACCAGGAAUAUAAUCAGUACUGCCUGGUGGAGGAGGUGUGCAAGGGGAAGGACAUUCUGGAAGCUUCUUCUCAGGGGAACAUGUGUCUGGUGCCCGGAAAGACCCGAAAAUACUGUUUCAAAUUUGUAGCCAGGACUGAGGAUGUUGGCAGAAAGAUAGAGAUCACCAGUGUGGACCUGAUGCUGGGCAGUGAGAAUGGCCGGUGUGUGUAUCUGAACUGGAGGGGUGGAGGUGGUGAUGCUGCCUCUGCUCAGGAGGCUUUGCAGGCGUCACGCUCCUUUAAGAGGAGAACCCGUCUCCCAGAGCAACAGGUCGACUGGGACGCUGUUUCCAUCCAAUCCAGCACCAUGGUCAUAUCCCGAGUUCCCCGAAUUACUGUCCAGUUGCAGCAUGAGCCACCAGCCCUGAGCAAUGAGAUGUACUGCAUUACGGUCACUGUCCAAUCAGAAGAAGACACGGUGGCCAAAGAUGUUACUCUUACUGCUGGUCUCAAACCAGGUCAGGAUGCAAAUCUCACCCAAACAACCCACGUCACACUGAACAGCUCAGAGGUGUGUGAUGAUGCUCAUCCUGCCCUGCUAACUGAUAUCGCUGUUGGAGACUUGCAGCCAGGACAGAAGAUUGAGAAGAAGCUGUAUAUCCGCUGUGUCAGCACUGGAUCCAGAAUCUUCCUUUUCCACGUCUCUUACGCCAUGAGCACCACAGUGGAGGGCAAAGACAUCACAUGCAGGUGUCACAAGGAUGAAACCGUCACAAUAGAGACCGUCAUUCCAUUUGAAGUAGCUGUCAAGUUUGUGUCCACUAAGUUUGAGCAUCUGGACCGUGUUUAUGUGGAUGUGCCGUUCUUGCUGAUGAUGGACAUUUUGAGUGCGUCUCCGUGGCCUGUGCAUCUGGUCAGCAGUGAGCUCCAGCUGGCCUCCAGUAUGGCCGCUGUUGAUCAGCCUCAGAGUCAGGUGGAGGGAGUGGUACUGCAGACGGGCGAGUGUGCGAGUGAGUGUUUCAGUCUAAAAUGCCCUCCGGUUCAGAAUGGCACCAGCACAGUGGCAGCAGGACAGUACCUCAUCUCCUGGAAGAGGAAAUCUGUGUCUGCUGAGACGCCAGUGGUUAAAACAACUGUGAUCCUCCCUCAUAUUAUUGUAGAGACUAUUCCUCUGUAUGUCCAUGCAGAGUUGCCCUCGUUUGGGCGUGUACGUGAGUCUCUCCCAGUGUGGUAUCACAUUGAGAACCGAACCGGAGUGGUUCAGGAUGUGGACAUAUCUGUGGAGCCCAGUGAUGCCUUCAUGUUUUCCGGACUCAAGCAGGUACGCAUGAGGAUUCUGCCAGGUACGGAGCAGGAGAUGGUGUAUAAUUUCUAUCCCUUGAUGGCUGGCUAUCAGAACCUGCCUCUGCUGAAUAUCAACCUUCUUCGAUUCCCCAAUGUCUCCAGUCAGCUACUGCGCCGCUUCCUCCCCACACGCAUCUUUAUUAAGCCGCAGGGAAGAAAUGGAGAUGCCUCCAUUGAAGCUGCCUGAGAAUAGCUACGUAAAAAUGGUUUUAUAAUCUGAUCUCAGCAUUUGUUAUCAAACAGAUUUGGAUAGUGCUUUGUUCUUCUGUCGUUUUGAAAGAGGUUCCAGAAAACAAGUUCUGAGGUGUUUCAAACAAGCAUAACUUUUCUGAAACCUGCAUUUAAGAGUUGGUGUAGCAACAUCAGAUGUUGCCUCGGGGUUAGCAGUAGAGUUUUCUGACUGAAGGCAUACUGAGCUCUCCUGUUGCACCAUUUUAUUUGGUUAGACUGGUCCUGUGGGAUCUGAAGAAUGAAGAGAAACAUUCCUUUUCUCUUUGGCUGGGAGGCAGUCCGCUCAUCUACUGUGUGUCUGUGUGUGUGUGUGAGAAGAAUAUGUUCACAAUGUGUAAUUACUAAACACAACUGCUCUUAUAAUGAUGAUGUAACAUUGCAUUAUUAAAUAUAGUAUUAAUGUGGUUGAACUGGACUGACCUACACUGACCGUAGAUUGUUGUUUGCUGUGACAUAAGCCUGAAGCAGUGAGCAUCAUGCCUUUGUUUCAUUUCUUUGAUUUUUUUUAAUAUUACGCUGCAAAGUCUGAUGCUGCUUCUGCUGCUGUUAAUACAUCUUCAUUAAUCCUGUCACUAAAAGAAAAAUGUUGGAUAAUGUUUAAAGAAUCUGAAGCGAUACUCCUUGUCUGUCUUAAAUGAAAUUAAAUAAAUGAUUGUUAAAGUU